Micropterus dolomieu (smallmouth bass) is the source of this 1431-nucleotide messenger RNA. Its product is annotated as protocadherin alpha-10-like. NCBI's taxonomy places the organism in Eukaryota, Metazoa, Chordata, Actinopteri, Centrarchiformes, Centrarchidae. Gene Ontology annotation, molecular function: calcium ion binding. The record is from RefSeq and is a predicted model, not a curated record. Gene Ontology annotation, cellular component: plasma membrane. Bases 1 to 1431 code for a protein of 476 amino acids. Gene Ontology annotation, biological process: homophilic cell-cell adhesion. The transcript has 3 exons.
AUGAUCAAAGCUAAUGUCGAUUAUGAGGAAAAUAAAGCCUUCGAGAUCCGUGUAGAAGUAAACGAUAAGGGUCAGCCACCAAUGUCUGCACACUGUAAAGUGCUGGUAGAAGUAAAUGAUGAGAAUGACCAUGCCCCUGAGAUCACUGUAACGCCAUUGUUAAAUACAGUGAAAGAGGACGCUGACGUAGGUACUGCUAUUGCACUUGUGUCAAUUGUCGACAAAGAUGGUGGCAAAAACGGCGAUGUGAAAUGUAAAAUCUUAAAUGAGGUUCCAUUUAAACUAGAGACAAACUACAAAAACUAUUAUUCUCUAGUUGUUGACGGGGCUCUUGACAGAGAAAUUGCCUCCAGCUACAACGUCACCAUAUUAGCUAACGAUGAGGGGACCCCUCGCCUCUCCAACACGAGUGUUAUUACUAUUCACGUUUCUGAUGUAAAUGACAACCCGCCUCGUUUCUCAGAAGCAGUGGUCAAUGUUUACGUGAAAGAAAACAAUAAAGUCGGGGUAAUUAUUAAAACGGUCUCUGCAUCUGAUGCUGACAUUGCCCAUAACAGCCAGGUGAAAUAUUCAUUUUUACAAACUGACAGUAACUCACUGCCACUCUCGACAAUGAUUAACAUUAACUCAGAGACUGGAGAUAUAGUCAGCCUGCAGUCUUUUAACUACGAGGAGUUAAAGACGUUCCAGUUUAAAGUUCAGGCCACAGACUCUGGUGUUCCUCCGCUCAGCAGCAACGUGACUGUGUACGUUUGUAUCCUGGAUGAGAAUGACAACAGUCCCGCGAUCCUCGCGCCUUAUUCUGAGCACGGCUCCGUUAACAGUGAGAGCAUCCCCUAUUCUGCUGAAGCGGGAUACUUUGUGGCAAAGAUCAGGGCUGUAGACGCAGACUCUGGAUACAACGCGCUGCUUUCUUAUCACCUGUCUGAGCCCAAAGGAAACAACCUCUUCCGGAUCGGAACCAGCACCGGGGAGAUCAGGACUAAGAGGAGAAUGAGUGACAAUGACCUGAAAACUCACCCCUUGGUGGUGCUGGUUUCUGAUAACGGAGAGCCCUCCCUGUCAGCUACUGUGUCUAUUGAUGUGGUGGUGGUUGAAAGCACAGCUGACAUCCAGACUCAGUUCAGACAUGUGCCCAUAAAGGAGGAGAGCUUUUCUGAUUUGAACCUGUAUCUGCUGAUCGCCAUUGUGUCGGUGUCAGUGAUCUUUCUGCUGAGCCUCAUCAGUUUAAUAGCUGUGAAAUGCCACAGGACAGACGGCAGUUUCAGCAGCUCCGACACAAUGAAGAGUGACGUAGUGGUUUUCCCCGCACCGUUUCCGCCUGUAGAUGCGGAGCUGAUCAGUAUAAACGGAGGAGACACUUUCACCAGAACUCAGACUUUACCUAACAAAGACAAGUCUUCAGUACAUGCUUCUCUUCAUGUGCCAUAG